Messenger RNA from Danio aesculapii, 3486 nucleotides. RefSeq names its product integrin, beta 2 (gene itgb2). Gene Ontology annotation, cellular component: focal adhesion; cell surface; integrin complex. Gene Ontology annotation, molecular function: amyloid-beta binding; integrin binding. NCBI's taxonomy places the organism in Eukaryota, Metazoa, Chordata, Actinopteri, Cypriniformes, Danionidae. The record is from RefSeq and is a predicted model, not a curated record. Gene Ontology annotation, biological process: integrin-mediated signaling pathway; cell-matrix adhesion; cell migration. Bases 101 to 2407 code for a protein of 768 amino acids. The transcript is spliced from 16 exons.
AACGUUUGCUCACUUUCUUUCGUUUCUGAGGUAAAUGUGUUUGGUUUGAAGAAACCAGCUGUUUCUCUCUAACUGCGUUGCAUUUCAACAACUGUAGGAGAUGCAUCAGUCAGUGUGUCUGAAGAGUUUGCUCCUGUUGCUGGUGGGAACACAGGUGUACACACAGGAGCAGUGCUUAAAAGCUUCAGUAAACACAUGUGGAGACUGCAUCAAGUCUGGGCCAGGCUGUGCAUGGUGUAAAGAUUUGAAUUUCACCAAGACUGGCGAGCAGGAAGCAGCACGUUGUGACACCGUUAGGUUGCUUUUAGAGAGAGGGUGUAACGAAGAAAACAUCAUAAAUCCUCAAAACAUUUUUGAAGAUGUUUUGAACAAGCAACUGGCUCCUGGUAAAGAACCAGUGCAAAUCCAACCACAAGAAAUAAAACUCAAUCUUAGACCAGGCAUGCCCCAAACUUUUCAACUACGUUUUAAAAGAGCAAAAGGCUAUCCUGUAGAUCUUUACUACCUAAUGGAUCUCUCGUAUUCUAUGAAAGACGAUUUGGAGAAUGUAAAAAGGCUGGGAAAUGAUUUACUUAGUGAGCUCACUACAAUCACCGGUUUUGCCAGAAUAGGAUUCGGUUCGUUUGUUGACAAAACGCUUCUUCCAUACACCGACACCAAUGAAGCAAAGCUCAAACACCCCUGCUCGGAUAAAAAUGAACCAUGUCAGCCAGCAUUUGGCUUUCAGCAUGUACUUUCACUAACAGCAAAUGGAAACGAGUUCAAAAAUUUGGUAAACCAGCAGCAUAUAUCUGGAAACCUGGACCCUCCAGAGGGAAGCCUGGAUGCCAUCAUGCAAGCUGCCGUCUGCCUGAAAGAGAUUGGUUGGGGAAACAGCACUCGGCUGCUGGUGUUGGCCACUGAUGACGGCUUCCACAUGGCAGGAGAUGGAAAACUCGCUGCCAUUCUGGAACCAAACAAUGAAACCUGUCAGCUGGUCAACAACAAGUACAGCAAGAGCAACAUAUGGGACUACCCAUCUGUCGGACAGGUUGCUCGCAAACUGGAGGAGCAAAACAUACAACCAAUUUUUGCCGUCACAAAAAAAAUGGAAACUGUUUACACAGAGCUGAGCAAACUGAUCCCCAAAUCUGCAGUCGGAGUCCUUUCUGAAGACUCCAACAAUGUUGUCAACCUAAUUGUGGAAGCAUACAAUAACUUAACCUCUGAAGUGAUCAUGGCCCAUGAUGCCCUCCCGAACUUCAUAUCUGUGAAAUAUGCAUCACAAUGUACCGGUGGAAAAACCCCCAGUGAUGAUGGGAAGUGUGAUAAUGUGACAAUUGGACAGGAGGUGAUUUUUGAUGUGACGGUGACAGUGGACAGAUGCAUCAAAGAUCAGAGCUUCUCCAUCGGGCCAUUGGGCUUUAAUGAAAAGCUGAAGGUGAACGUUCAGACUCUCUGCGAAUGUGAUUGUGGUGAUCCCCCUGGACGACAUUCUCACUGUAAAGGACAGGGUGAAGUUGUCUGCGGCAGCUGCAAGUGUGAUUCUGGUUUCAUAGGACAGCUUUGUGAAUGCACAAUAGGUAAAAAAGACGAGGCCUCAUUUAAAGCCCAGUGCCGGAAAGACAAUGGCACUGAAUGUGAAGGAAAAGGAGACUGUGUGUGUGGACGGUGUCAGUGCCAUUUGACAGAGGGUAACGGACAUUUCUAUGGCGAACACUGUGAAUGCGACGAUGAACACUGUGAAAAGUUUGACAAUAAACAGUGUGCAGGUCAUGGCAAGUGCAAAUGUGGCAAAUGUGAGUGUGAUGAAGGCUAUGAAGGAACAGCUUGUCACUGUGCUAAAUCCGACAAUGAAUGCAAGAUUGAAGGAUAUGUUUGUUAUAACCGCGGUACAUGUGAAUGUAACCAGUGCAAAUGUGAAAGGGGAUACAAGGGGCUCUACUGCAAAACCUGUCCUACAUGUCAACGUCCGUGUCAAGAGUCAGGGAGCUGUGUUGAAUGUUUGGCCUUUGGGACUGGACCGUUUGAAAAGAACUGCAGUUUAGCCUGUAAACAUCUGAAUUUUAAGACCGUUGAAAAACUGGUCAAGAGUGAUUGCAGAGUCAAAGAUAAAGAGGGCUGCUGGAUGGCUUUUACAAUGACAGAAGAACCUGGAUUUGACCGCUACUUUGUCAGUGUCCUUAAAGACAGAGAAUGUCCCGAGGGGCCAAACAUUAUAGCCAUUGUCGGAGGAUCUCUGGCUGGAGUGGCAUUGAUUGGUCUCCUGAUGCUCCUCAUCAUCAAGGGUGUUUUGUAUGCAAGCGACCUUAGAGAAUGGAGGAGAUUUGAAAAAGACAGAAAACACGAAAAGACUUCUGGUACCAAUCCAUUAUUCCAGAAUGCCACAACCACUGUUCAAAACCCAACAUUUUCUGGAGAUUCAUGAGAAAAUUUGGUUUGAAGCACAGUGUGGAUGUGUAUUAAUUAUUAAUUCACCAGGCAGAUAAAGAAUUAUGCAACUAAAUAUCCUUUUUAACAUUGAAAGUUUGUGCGUUUGUCAAAUCGUUUACAUUUUAGAAGCUCUCUGUGAGUUAAUAUUCUAUGUUUCAGAGUCCAUCUAUAUUCAGAUGUAUGAAAAUGAUGUGAUUGUUAUGUAAUGCUUGUGUAUUGCAUUUUACAGAUUCUUUGUUAUGAAACUAUUACUUAAUUAACAUAUGUUAGCUUUCCAUGUUAUUAAAAUUGAGAACUGAUCAUUUGCUUAGCUUUGCAUUGUAACCUGCCUAUUGGGCUUUCAAUGUUAAUAACAUCUAACUUAUGUGUAACUUAUGCCUCUCAAGAAUAAGCAUUUGUAUUAACACAGGCUUAUUGGGAAUAUGUGCUCAGGGCUAUAUUUUUGAGAAACAAGAAAUAUGUGUCCGGGGGAUCAACUCAUGUGACUGGUACCUCGGUACUAAUGGGACGGACCUGGGUCUGUUAAAAGAAACCAGGUAAGGAAUACAAAAUAAAUAGCAGUGUGGAAUCUUGGUAAAAGCAUGCAGAAGUGACUCUAGUUUGCUUUUGAAAACACUAUUGGUUGGGUUUAGGGAUUUAGGGUGUAGUGUGUGGGUGAGUUGAUAUCAAGCUGGUAUGCAUGACCAGAUUCUCUCAUGGAUGUGCACGAAAAGGACGUUGAUAUUGACAAAAAAACACUGUGGUGGAUUUACAAGAAAUUAGCAUAUGAGAAAAUGUGCACCAGUAACAUAUUUGAGAACAUAUUGCAUACUGUAGUGGAUGGGUGAAAACAAAAACUGCAAGCAGACGUAGCGCAGGGUACAUCUUUCUCUGUUCUCAAUAAUGUAGCCCUGGACACAUAUUUACAAUGAGCCUGGGUUGAUUUGUAUAUAAGAGCUGUGUAAUGUAUUAAAUAUUAGUAAAGUUGAUUUUACGACUGCAUUUUGCAGGAAUUCCCUUGUGGACUAUCCGUGUAGUACUUGUAUGCCAAAAAGGUUUUAUUGUAUUUGCAAAUUUUGCGUAAAGUUUGAUUUC